This is a messenger RNA of Brassica napus (rape), 1233 nucleotides long. RefSeq lists its product as uncharacterized. The coding region runs from base 36 to 605 and encodes 189 amino acids. Gene Ontology annotation, molecular function: zinc ion binding. Lineage: Eukaryota; Viridiplantae; Streptophyta; Magnoliopsida; Brassicales; Brassicaceae. The record is from RefSeq and is a predicted model, not a curated record. The transcript has a single exon.
CUUAUAUUCUAAAUUCUUUGCAGGUUAAGGAACUAAUGGGACUGGAUUACAGCUAUACCCAGCCUUCUGAAUCGGAGGAGUAUGGUGAAAACUCAGCAGACAGUGGCUACAGCCAAACAGAAGAUGAUAUACUACUGGACCAAGCUGAGAUUGAUGCCGCGCGACGUCAGUACCCUCCGCAGCCUGAGGUUGAGUUUGGAUUCCCGAAGACAUGCUACUGUGGUGGCGACCCUCUUGUAGCAACCUCUUACACCAGAAAUGAUCCAGGCCGAAGGUAUUACACGUGUGAGAAUGUUGACGACGGAGAGUGCCAUGUUUGGAAGUGGUGGGAUGUGGCGGUUAUGGAGGAGAUGAGAGCCAUGGAUAGACAGUAUGGGAAGCUGUCUGAAAAGGUAGAUUAUCUUAACUUUAUGAGUGAUUAUGAGACACACCUUAGGCAGGUUAAGGAUCUCCAUAAUGACAAUAAGCAGAAACUGAUUAGGCUUGAGAAGAUAGUAUGUGACUUAGCUAAGAAGAAAUCAAGGGUUAGGAAUGGCUUAGAAUUCGUUGUUGGUGUAAUGGUUUUCGUUGUAGUUGUUGCUGGAAUGGUCCUCAUGUUUAAGUAAAGGGUUACGAGUGGCGUACAACUCGUUGUUGCUGUCUAAUGUUUUCAACGAAUUGUUGUUGCUGUCUAAUGUUUCCUAAUGAAUAGGAUUGUUUUAUGUUGAGAAUGUUUUUAUUGUAAUAUGUGUGUAAUGUAUGGAACAGAACAAGUCCAAUGUUUCGACUAUGUAAUAUGUCCUUGUAAUGUUUUCGAUUGUCCAAUGUUUGUAAUAUGUAUUCUGUUGUGGUAAAGUGACAAGAGCGACUUUUUGUGGUAAUGAACAUGUCAAAUGUUUUCAGCUAAAAGACCAUUAAAAUUCAUAACCGAAAGACCAACAAGAAGAACAACAAUUGUAGAUUUAUUUAUUUUUUGGUAAAAGACAACAAUGCUAGAUUACUUGAAGAUAUUUCAAGGAGGUUCACAUGUAUUUGUUUCUUUUGACAUUUGUAACGAAAAGACCACAUGUAUUUGUUUGUUUCUUCCACAAGAAAACAACUAAGUAUCACAAGAUGAAUACUUCUAAAAAAUCAGCAUCACGGGAGUUUCACACAUGAUGCUAUAAGUAUGGUACUUGAUACGCCCAAAAUAAGGAUCACUCUUUCGGUAAGGUUGAUAUGAACUCAGAUCCGAGAGGAUUGAAAACUGAUGGA